AUGGCACUACGAACCCUACUUCUGCUCUCGGCCCUUACCAAGACCUGGGCGGGCUCCCACUCCUUGAAGUAUUUCCACACUUCCGUGUCCCGGCCCGGCCGCGGGGGGCCCCGCUUCAUCUCCGUGGGCUACGUGGACGACACCCAGUUCGUGCGGUAUGACAGCGACGCCGCGAGUCCGAGGAUGGAGCCGCGGGCGCCGUGGGUGGAGCAGGAGGGGCCGGAGUAUUGGGACCAGGAGACACGGAGCGCCAGGGACACCGCACAGACUUUCCGAGUGAACCUGGAGACCCUGCGCGGCUACUACAACCAGAGCGAGGCCGGGUCUCAUACCCUCCAGUGGAUGCAUGGCUGCGACCUGGGGCCGGACGGGCGCUUCCUCCGCGGGUAUGAACAGUUCGCCUACGACGGCAAGGAUUAUCUCACCCUGAAUGAGGACCUGCGCUCCUGGUCCGCGGUGGACACGGCGGCUCAAAUCUCCGAGCAAAAGUCAAAUGAUGGCUCUGAGGCUGAGCACCAGAGAGCCUACCUGGAAGACACAUGCGUGGAGUGGCUCCACAGAUACCUGGAGAAUGGGAAGGAGACGCUGCAGCGCUCGGAACCCCCAAAGACACACGUGACCCACCACCCCGUCUCUGAUCAUGAGGCCACCCUGAGGUGCUGGGCCCUGGGCUUCUAUCCUGCGGAGAUCACAGUGACCUGGCAGCGGGAUGGGGAGGACCAGACCCAGGACACGGAGCUUGUGGAGACCAGGCCUGCAGGGGAUGGAACUUUCCAGAAGUGGGCAGCUGUGGUGGUACCUUCUGGAGAGGAGCAGAGAUACACGUGCCAUGUGCAGCAUGAGGGGCUACCCGAGCCCCUCACCCUGAGAUGGGAGCCGUCUUCCCCGUCCACCAUCCCCAUCGUGGGCAUCAGUGCUGGCCUGGUUCUCCUUGGAGCUGUGGUUGGAGCUGUGGUUGCUGCUGUGAUGUGGAGGAGGAAGAGCUCAGGUAGAAAAGGAGGGAGCUACUCUCAGGCUUCGUGUAGCGACAGUACCCAGGGAUCUGAAGAGUCUCUCACAGCUUAUAAA
Molecule: messenger RNA, 1068 nt
Organism: Macaca mulatta (Rhesus monkey)
Lineage: Eukaryota; Metazoa; Chordata; Mammalia; Primates; Cercopithecidae
Gene: MAMU-E
Product: major histocompatibility complex, class I, E
Biological process (GO): immune response; antigen processing and presentation of endogenous peptide antigen via MHC class Ib; positive regulation of T cell mediated cytotoxicity
Cellular component (GO): external side of plasma membrane
Molecular function (GO): signaling receptor binding; peptide antigen binding
Source: RefSeq, marked provisional